CACACAGACCGCUUCCACACACACAGCCACUCAGAGCAUCUCCAGCGUUCCAUACUGGAAGCCGCUAGCCUAUCAGACGCGGCAUAGACACAGCUCUGCAUAGGAAGGGGGCGUGUAACGGAGAGCAGCAGCUCUGGUAGCCAAUGGCAGUGAAGUUUAAGCAUCUCCAUAUUGCGCUGUUGUGUGAAGGGAGCGCAGUGUACUUAGAGGCAGCAAUGUGGAGGAGGAGGAUGGCUGAGUCCAGUGUUCGGUGAGCGCCCCUCAUACACGCACACAUCCCGGCGGGCCAUGUCGCUGAAGUUGAUGCGGCGGGUGGUGUUGAGCCCCGGGCAGGCUGACAUGACAGAGGACAUGAUCCCCGGAGUUGUAGGAAGGGGGGAGUAGUGGUCACCAUGAAAGUAUUCCGCAGGAAGGCGCUGAUCCUGUGCCUUGGCUAUGUGCUCCUGCUGGUCCUCACCAUGCUGAACCUGAUGGACAAAUGGCACAAGGAGCCCCAGCAAUGUAACGAGCAAGUGCGUUACACUCCGUACCAGAGCCGCUCCGACAUCCGCUACUUGUACCGGCCCUCCCCGCCUAGGAAGAGGCAGCUGGUCUACGUGUUCACCACCUGGCGCUCCGGCUCGUCCUUCUUCGGGGAGCUCUUUAAUCAGAACCCGGAUGUUUUCUUCCUGUAUGAGCCGGUAUGGCACGUGUGGCAGAAGCUGUACCCCGGGGAUGCCAUGUCCCUACAGGGGGCCGCCCGGGACCUCCUUAGCGCCCUCUACCGCUGUGAUCUGUCCGCCCUGCAGCUCUACAACACGGCCGGAGCUAAGAACAUCAGCACGCUGGGCAUCUUCGGAGCCUCCACCAACAAGGUCAUCUGCUCAGCCCCUAUCUGCUCGGCCUACAGGAAGGAGGUGGUGGGCUUGGUGGAUGAGAAGGUAUGUAAGAAGUGCCCCCCACAGAGCCUCAGCCUUCUAGAGGAAGAGUGCCACAAGUACAACACCAUUGUCAUCAAAGGGGUGCGCAUCUUCGACAUCAACGUGCUGGCUCCGUUGAUGAUGGACCCUUCGCUGGACCUGAAGGUCAUUCACUUGGUCAGGGACCCCCGGGCUGUGGCCAACUCCAGGAUCAAGUCCAGGCACGGCCUGAUCCGAGAGAGCCUGCAGGUGGUCCGAAGCCGGGACCCCAGGAUCCGCAGGGUUCCCUUCAUCGACCCUGGCCACAAACUCAACAAGAAAGAUGGCUCCGAUUACCAUGCCAUUGGAGCCAUGGAAGUCAUCUGUAAUAGCAUGGGCAAGACUCUGAGGACUGCCUUCAACCCGCCGAGCUGGCUCAAGGGGAACUACAUGGUGGUGCGAUACGAGGAUCUAGUGGUGGAUCCCAUUAAGACCCUAAGGCAGGUCUAUAGUUUUGUGAACCUUUCUGUGAGCCCAGAGAUAGAGAAGUUCUCCCUGAACAUGACAAGUGGCUCGGGCUACUCCUCCAAACCGUUUGUGGUGUCUGCCCGCAAUGCCACCCAGGCGGUCAGCGCCUGGAGGACAGUGCUGACUUUUCUGCAGAUAAAACAGGUGGAGGAAUAUUGCCAGGUCCCUAUGGACCUUUUGGGGUACCAGACAGUUUCGAGCCAAGCGGAAGUCAAGGAUCUUAGUAAAUCGUUGCUAAGAAAACCCAUGUUGUGAACUUCUUGAUUGACCUAUUGCCUGCAACACUAAACUUCCCAACUACUGUACCAAACGUCUGCUGUUGUCUUCUUUUCCUCCAGUAAAAAUCAUUGCAUAUCUCUACAGCUGAUCAGUUCAAGCUCCUAUUCUGUAACAAGUACCAAUCUUACAGGGGAGGUUAAGCUUUUAGUAUUGUGCUGAUGUCCUCUGGGUUCAUUACCCUGAGCAUGGCUAGUUCCAUUUACUACAGGUGUGGUAGGUUCAUCACAACGUGGCUUCCAAACGGUGAGGCUUGGGCCUAAACUAUACAGGAGAUGAAUUGCUCAGUGGCGUGAUGCCGGGGUCAACCUUAAAAUUCCAAGUGUAGACCAAAGGUGGCAUGAAUCGAAAUUCAGCCAGUUCACAAGUGACCGGUAGAAUUUCAAUCCAUGGUGGGGAGCAUGUGCGGAUGUCUUGACUUCUGUACAAUCACCCUCUCGGAUAUUUGCUGCUCGUUGUCACAAUAGAAUAACUCAUCUCAAACAUAUGCAUAGGGGAAUUGGGCUUUUUUUUUUGUUCACCUCACUAGUUGAACGAAAAACCAAAAACUGACUCCUGUAUGGGCUGCUUAAGCCUCAUCCAAUUAGGCAAGCGACAGUGUCUUGGCUGCCAAUCAGAAGUCUGUAAUAUGGUUGCCUUGGAUCCACCUUGCUGACCAUCAUUGUUUUUUGCAGUAUUUUAUCGAUAAAGCUUUCGGGAUUAUCCUUAGUGGGGUCGGAGGACUGUGUGACAUCUGCAAUUGUUUGGCUGCCAUAAAAGAACUAUUCAGAUAAUCAUGGUAGGUGCUUCUUUUCUGAGGAAUCAGGCAUCUGUCUUCUCUGCUUUUUGUACGAUGGCGUUGAGGACGGGGGUCUUGUACUGUCUGAUUUCCUGUUUAUACUGCUGAGUCACAUGUUGGUUCUAGAGUUUUGCACUGGUCAUUGAGUUUAGCUAUUACAGUGAGAAUCGUGUUUACAAUGACUUGAGACCAGUAAAUCUCACCCAUUGCGGGUGGUGCAUUAAACCUGUGCAGUAUGCCUGGUGAGCUAAUGGAUACGUGUUACAAGUGCUGUUAAUAAAAAAAACACUCAUGUUA
This is a messenger RNA of Rana temporaria (common frog), 2757 nucleotides long. It is a transcript of the gene CHST2, whose product is annotated as carbohydrate sulfotransferase 2. NCBI's taxonomy places the organism in Eukaryota, Metazoa, Chordata, Amphibia, Anura, Ranidae. Bases 393 to 1661 code for a protein of 422 amino acids. The record is from RefSeq and is a predicted model, not a curated record. The transcript has a single exon. Gene Ontology annotation, biological process: carbohydrate metabolic process; sulfur compound metabolic process; N-acetylglucosamine metabolic process. Gene Ontology annotation, molecular function: N-acetylglucosamine 6-O-sulfotransferase activity. Gene Ontology annotation, cellular component: Golgi membrane.